Molecule: messenger RNA, 1565 nt
Organism: Musa acuminata subsp. malaccensis (wild Malaysian banana)
Lineage: Eukaryota; Viridiplantae; Streptophyta; Magnoliopsida; Zingiberales; Musaceae
Product: transcription factor BC1-like
Biological process (GO): regulation of DNA-templated transcription
Cellular component (GO): nucleus
Molecular function (GO): protein dimerization activity; DNA-binding transcription factor activity
Source: RefSeq, a predicted model, not a curated record
CUUCUUCUUCUUCUUCUUCUUCUAAUCCAUAUAUUGAUAUCAUUCCACAGUUCUACCAAACUAAUGGCAUUCUCAUACUUUGAGCAUCACCCAUCCCUUAUCGAUUGUGCCUAUCUUCCAUGCAUGCCCACUGAGAACUCCUUCCUCCCACAGCAAGUGGGAGACGUGACCAAUGCUUCCUCUUGCUUCCUCCACUGCUACUCAUCUGACGACAACCCACAGCUCCCAGGAGCUGACGCUAGAAACUUGGAUAGCAGCGACUCUGUUGACAUUGCUGUCUUACCGCCCCCUUCUGUUGUCGACCAAAUUAGCCACACGCCAAUGGUGGCCGAACCCAAUGAUGAGAAAGCCCCAAAACAACAAGUCUCUGGUGAAAAGAAGAGAAAGAUCGCUAAAGAUCAGACUAGCUUCAUCGCUGGUCGACCCAAGGAAGGCAACAUCAGCAAACACAGGCGUCCUCACGGUGGACUGAGGGAAUCAAACGACAAGAAUCUUAAAGCCGACGACGACAUGAAGACUCCAAAGCCCCGUGAGGAGAUUCCUGCAGGGUGUAUUCAUGUCAGAGCAAGGAGAGGUGAAGCGACAGAUAGCCACAGUCUUGCGGAAAGAGUCAGAAGGGAGAAGAUCAGUGAGAGGAUGAAGGUGCUGCAGAGCCUCGUUCCUGGCUGUGAGAAGGUUACCGGAAAGGCACUGAUGCUGGAUGAGAUAAUUAACUAUGUUCAAUCCUUGCAAAACCAAGUUGAGUUUCUCUCCAUGAAGCUUGCUUCUCUCAGCCCCAUGCUAUAUUUUGAUGCUAACUCCGAUGAUUACAUGAACGAAGCAGAGAGAGUAAUGAGAAGCACCCCACUGCAAGCGUCAUAUGUUGGCCAAACCAAUCACCUUCGAUCCGUAGCUUUGGAGGAUGGUACGAGUAAUUACCAUAUGAUGGGGCACUCUGCUCAUCUCUUCCUGCAGGGCCAAGGGACCACUUCCUUUCCUGAGAAUGGUAGCAGUUUUAUGGGCGAGCAAAGGCGAGGGUUCCUCAGCCAAGCAGAGGAUGUCAACACUUGUUCCUCCUUCCAGUAGAGGAAGAAGAAACCCGUGAUACUAUUUGUAAAACCAGUACACCUCUGUCAUAAUUCUGAUAUGUUAUGUCGAUCGGGUUGUAGUCCACCUCUAAGCGCGUUCAUGUAUUACCUCCGCAUGUACAUAGAUGAGGCUGAAAUGUUAUGUCCAUAGCGUUCUUGUCUUCUCACUUCUGUCGCGCAUUACCAGUGUGUGCACAGAUGAUAGAUAGAGACUGCAUGCUGUGGCCAAUGGCUGCUUAUUCGUUGCUGCAUCGGAAGAAAGGGUUAAGGUAGGGAGACAAAGAAGGAGCGACAAAAAUAAAGACCAUAUCUUCAAUGAAUCCUUACUGCCGGCCUUUCAUGUUGGUGGCAAAAUAGUAGGAACUGUGUUUUGCAGCAGUCUGCAAUUUUACAGUGUCGCGCAGGGCGAGAGACAGAGAGAGAGAGAGAGAGAGAUGACUAGCUGCAUGAAUCUUUCACCUUUGUAAAUAUGCUCCUUUUACUCGAAUUAGUAGCUUU